UGAAGCACGGCCGUGCACAGAAGUGUGCUAUAGGAUAGCAACAUAAGAACAAGAAGAACUACCAAUUGAAAACACGACCUUGGAUUUGAGAAGGCGGAUGAAGCAAUUUUAAAAAGCUCAUGUAUACCGCUGAGCGACCUUUGUAGCUUGAGAUUUAAAACCUGUUUUCUGCCAGAAUGUAGAUCAGAUGAAGUGGUGAAGAAAUCAGGUGGUAAAUGAAAGCAAAUGUCUAAUAUACAUGGGAAAUUAACGUGAAGGACUUCAAUUUUAUUUUAUUGGACUGUGCGUAAUCAAAAUGUUGAAUUUGAGGACUUUGGCAAGAAAAGUAUUGCGACGAGAUGGAAGAUAUUUUCACCCAAAGAGUUUGAUCCAGUAUUCCACUGCUAACAGAACUACUGUUGGCGUGAGGCUCCCGGGAGACAAGCGUGCAGAACGCCUGCACGUCACUGCCCGGACCCAGUACCCCUUGGCCAAGCCUCUCCGCCUGCCCAGCAACCUGGAGGACGUGUUGUGGGCAGAGAAGCUCCAGUUCUCGCCGCAUCGGGAGCGGGACCUCACGGGCCCCAUGAUAGUGUGCAAGGAGCCGGGCGCGUGGGGGGCUGCCGAGGGACGGGGCGCCCCCCCGGCCGUCGACCCCCAUCUGCAGAGCUACGAUUGCGCCAGCACGGUGAGCCUGACCUGCGCCAUGCAGAGCAACGUGCCGCGGCCCUUCUCCGCGCUCGGCAAGGCCACGCACCUCAACAUGCCCGGGGGCCAGUGGGGGCGCGCGGACCGCUGGGUGUCCCAGGACAUGCAGGAGCUGCACUGCCGGGGGCUGGGCUCCGCGGCGGGUGGGGCGCCGCCCUCCCUCUCGCGCAAGGAGCGCCUCAAGGCGGCGGUGCGGGACUACGGGGCCACCGUGGUCGUGUUCCACGUCGGCAUCUCGCUGCUCUCGCUGGGAGCCUUCUACACGGCCGUGAGCAGCGGCCUGGACAUGGCCCACUGGCUCGGCCAGCUGGGGGUGGACGCGGGCCAGGUGGCGGCCGGCGCCAGCACCUUCGUGGUGGCGUACGCCGUCCACAAGGUGUUCGCCCCGGUCAGGAUCGGCAUCACGCUCGCCUGCACGCCCUUCAUCGUGCGGUACCUGCGCGGCGUCGGCUUGCUCAAGCCGCCCAAGGCGACGUGAUCGUCUCUGCUGGUCACGCCCGAAGCCCGAAGAGAAGGUCUUGGAUCUGGAGCGUUCGUUACCGCCGCGGUGCCGUGCAAACAAAUGUCAACAUAGUUCUUGCGGGAAUACCAAGUGUGAAAAUGAAAACUGUAACCUACUAGAAAACUGGAAAAACCGUGCUGAAAUGGAAACCCUCUGAAAUGAUACAACUGCACAAACAAAAAAAUGCCUGCAGUGCAAGGUCAACAACCAGAAUCCUUAACAAAACAUCUGAACAUGGGCGUUACCAUAGAAUGCCAGAUUGAAGACCUUUUACUGUACCAUUUGAAUGUUACAAGAUUGAUUGGUAAGUACACAUCAACAAAUAAGUGCUUCUUAUGUACAUUUCACGUAACAAAUAAUUUAUUAAUUUUUUUUUAUAUUCACUGCUUUUAUUUUAAGUCGUAGUUUGAACAGUAACUUACAGGCUUGCUAUCACUUUCUACCACUGUGUUUUACAUUCACUUAAACUGGAUUGCACAGAUGUACAAGUUUCUACAUUUUUCUUCUUGUAAACAACAUAUUUUUAUGAUGCAAUUUUAGUUGCCAAAUGGUGAACAUUAACAUUAAAGACCUCGUUGUUGAAAAGUAAAACAGCCUGUGUAUUUUGUGCUAGAUUGAUGAGAAUUACUGUGUGGAUGGAUCACUAGCCAUUUAAAAAUCAACACUUGUAACAGUUUUAUCUCAGUUUUGCUCCAGGCUACUUGCUGUGGGCAAGACAGCCAGCCAAGGACGUUAUUUUGCUCUCUACGUUGUUAGAAGCUUCCUUUGGUAAAUGUAAAAAUUUUGUAAAGGAUCUGUGGGCUAAAAAAUUAAAUAGAGUUGUGCGAAUCUUCGGAGAUUCCAAGUUGAAUUAAGGGCUGUCUUCAACUUUUGUCUCUGGGAAAGUUUUAUUCGUGGAGUUCUCUUAGUGCAGCAAAAUAUUCAUUUGGACUUGGAUGUGUCGCUUUGAUUUGAAAAAAUUAUCUUCAUACACCCCUAAAAUUAACACAUUUAUGCAAGGUAUUUGAUGAAGGAUGGAUAGUAUUAUCAUUAAAAACUUUUAACAAGGAAAACCAACUUAAUCAUGUGAAAAGUCUGAAUUAAUCUAUUUUGUAUUCAGAGUGAAAUAGAACAUAGAUUACACAUUUGAAUAUAUGUUGACUUCAAUAUCUAAUAAUGGUUGAAUUUGUGGUGGUUUUAUGUUAAUAAUUUCUUUGCUCAAUUAUAAAGUUUGUUUUGUUUUUCUGUAAUUUAUGUAUUGAAUGUUUUAUUAUGUUUCUAUUGAGUAACUAGCAGAUACAUGGUUAUGUAUAUUUUAUGUAAUGUUACAUUUCAAGUAAAUAUAUAUUUUUUCAACA
This is a messenger RNA of Bacillus rossius redtenbacheri, 2526 nucleotides long. RefSeq lists its product as uncharacterized. NCBI's taxonomy places the organism in Eukaryota, Metazoa, Arthropoda, Insecta, Phasmatodea, Bacillidae. Gene Ontology annotation, cellular component: mitochondrion. The transcript has 4 exons. Bases 296 to 1165 code for a protein of 289 amino acids. The record is from RefSeq and is a predicted model, not a curated record.